CGUGUAUGUACUGUCUGUCUAUCUAUGCGUCUCGGCUCGCGUCUGUGAGUAUCUCUGAGGGGUGGGCCGAGUGCCAAGCCGCCAGGGCAGAGAGCGUGGUGGCACUAGAAGUCACUGGCACUAGAAGGCACUCAGCGAACACGCACACGAGCCUGCAUAUAACCGUGCCACGCUCACUCACCGCUCGCCGUCCGCUCAGAGAAGCUCUACGCUCACUCUCUCUGCUCCUGAAAUAGCAGCUUCAACGUGGAUUAUUAUUUACAGCUGACUUCAGUGGUGUUGCCAUGGAAACCGUUGGGAACUUUUCAGAGGAAUUUUGGAACAAGGAGGUCGGAGAUUUCAGUGGCUGGGAGAUCGUCAACCAGCGUAUUAAAGAAAGCAACAAAGUGACUUCGCUCUACGUCGGAUUCCUGAAGCAGGUGUCCUCAGCCAUGGAGGCGUUCGGAAAAUCGCUGCUGAGGGUUACACAUAACUGCACACUUCCUGACACAGAGCAUGGACACCUGAGAACCUCCUUGGAGAGAAUAAGGAAAUCGGUGGAGGUCUGGGGCCAGGACACCGUCGACGCCGCCGCCGCCGUCAACGAGCAGGCUGUCCAAGUGAGCGCCCACGCCACGCAGGCCAAGGAUCUGCGGAAGAAGACGGAUGACGGAGUAAGACUGAAGCAGAGUCAGCUGAAGGACAACCUUAAGAAGCUGCAUCAGGCCAAACGUUAUGCAAAGAUGAAGAUGAAGGACCGCGCCGAGGCCGAGUUCCACCACAGGGCGAUGGCCAACAAAAUCGAAUCCAAACCCCGGGAGCUGGAGAAGGCAGUGCAAGGGAUGCAGCGUGCAAUACAGACACAACAGGAAGCAGAGAGUCAGUUUAGCGAAGCAGUAGUGACCACAAACCAAACUCUUAAGUCUUAUACUGAUACGACCAACCUAUCAUUCACCACCAUGCAGAACAUCGAGGAGGCGAGAGUGAAGCUUUUGAGAGAAUCCCUGUGGGCUGUUGCUAACAUCUGCUCUCUUCUAGCUGUUCAAGUUGAUGAGCAACAAGAGUGCUUGCGAGUGGAUGUGUUAGCUGUGGACGUGCCUCAUGAGCUUUCGUCGUGGGUCCUCAAGCACAGAACUCUGCAGUCGUUCCCUCUCCCCUUGGUCUACGAAGCCACGCCCUACUAUCCUCCCGCGGGGCUAAACACGCCCCUUUCCACGCCCUUUUCUUCGCCUGCGUCCUCCGCGCGCUCCACACUGACGAGGGACGCGAAUGACAGCGAUACUUCCAGCAAUUGCGCCACGCCCACUUCCCUGUACGAAGCCAAAGCCAUGUUCCGAUUCUCUGCAAGGAGCGGCAGUGAGAUCUCCUUGGUCGAGGGGGAUAUUGUCAAAGUCAUGGACGACUCAAACACCGACUGGGUUUUGGUGAGAAAUAAAACUGGGAGUCAAGGUUUUGUGCCAGCCACUUUCGUCAAACCUAUUAACGUAGAUGAAUGAAGCUCUGGGUAAUGGCAGUUUGCUGAGCCGUUGCCACUGGUUUAAAAAGAUAUUCCACUGCCAAUAUCUGACGUACGUGUUGUCCAGCGGUGGUGAGGAGGCUUCAGUACAGAAAAAAAA
Molecule: messenger RNA, 1595 nt
Organism: Penaeus indicus
Lineage: Eukaryota; Metazoa; Arthropoda; Malacostraca; Decapoda; Penaeidae
Product: SH3 and F-BAR domain-containing protein DDB_G0274695-like
Exons: 13
Coding region: 285-1475 (396 amino acids)
Cellular component (GO): plasma membrane; cytoplasm
Molecular function (GO): protein binding
Source: RefSeq, a predicted model, not a curated record